GGCUGAGCCGGGUGCUUGUGCCCGUAGGUUCCCUGUCGUCGCUUCCAAAGGGAAACCCCACAAUGUCCGGAGGUCUCGAUGUCCUGCAGAUGAAGGAGGAGGAUGUCCUCAAAUUCCUCGCUGCCGGGACCCACCUGGGAGGCACCAACCUUGACUUCCAGAUGGAGCAGUAUAUCUACAAAAGGAAAAGCGAUGGUAUUUACAUCAUCAAUCUGAAGAGGACCUGGGAAAAACUCCUCCUGGCAGCCCGUGCCAUUGUUGCCAUUGAGAACCCAGCUGAUGUGAGCGUCAUUUCUUCUAGAAAUACUGGACAGCGUGCCGUUCUGAAGUUUGCUGCUGCUACUGGGGCUACUCCUAUUGCUGGACGUUUCACCCCCGGUACCUUCACAAAUCAGAUCCAAGCAGCUUUCCGUGAGCCACGGCUCCUGGUUGUUACGGACCCCCGGGCUGAUCAUCAGCCGCUGACAGAGGCGUCUUACGUCAACAUCCCCACCAUUGCGCUGUGCAACACCGACUCCCCACUGCGCUAUGUGGAUAUUGCUAUUCCCUGCAACAAUAAGGGAGCCCAUUCAGUGGGUCUGAUGUGGUGGAUGCUGGCUCGGGAGGUCCUGCGGAUGCGUGGCACCAUCUCCCGUGAGCACCCGUGGGAAGUCAUGCCUGACUUGUACUUCUACAGGGAUCCCGAGGAGAUCGAAAAGGAGGAGCAGGCUGCUGCUGAGAAGGCCGUAACGAAGGAGGAGUUCCAGACAGAAUGGACGGCCCCAGCUCCUGAAUUCACCGCUCCUCCUCAGCCCGAGGUCACAGAUUGGUCUGAGGGAGUGCAGGUCCCGUCCGUGCCCAUCCAGCAGUUCCCCACAGAGGACUGGAGCGCCCAGCCUGCCACCGAGGACUGGUCGGCAGCUCCCACAGCCCAGGCUACCGAGUGGGUUGGCACUGCCACGGAGUGGUCUUAACUUCAGUCCCGCUAUACUGUGAGAGAAAUAAAGACGGGUUUAGUACAC
Nipponia nippon (crested ibis) is the source of this 1001-nucleotide messenger RNA. Lineage: Eukaryota; Metazoa; Chordata; Aves; Pelecaniformes; Threskiornithidae. The record is from RefSeq and is a predicted model, not a curated record.